AUGUCACGGCUCGAAUUUAACCUCGCGAUAGCGGCCGCCGUCGGCCGCCCCAGGAUUGCGGAUGUUUCGCAGGCCUCGUCUCGCUCCUCGCGCGCUCCUCGCGCCCCCCAGGUCUGCGCCACCUGCAAGGCCCGCAAAAAGAAGUGCGACAAAGUGCUUCCGUGCUGCGGGUAUUGUGUCCGGAAGAGCCUAGGGUGCAGCUACGAACCGCGGCCGCGCGCACCCCUAUCCCUGGUCUCGUCGCGUGCGAUCUCGGCGGACCCGGCGGCUGAAGAGCCCAGCUUGUAUUUUCAGGUCCAUCGGCUGAUCCGCGAGACGGGCCAGUUCGUAGAUGAUAUCAGCGCUCGCUAUUUCCAAGGCUUCCACCACCACGUGCCCGUCGUCUCCCGAGCGCGCUUCCUGCGGAACCUGACGCUCGUCGCCGUCCCGCCCGCGCCCUUUUCCGUCCUCCUGCUGAGCAUCUGCCUCGUCACGCCGCGCGCGAGGCGGGAGCGGCGCGCGGCGGAUGUCGCCUGUGCGCAGUCGCUAGACCCGCGGCCUCUGUACCCAGCGGCGAAGUCGCUGUCAGCUCAGGUCCAGGGGCUGCUCCCGCCCGCGGUCCCCCUGGUCCAGGCCGGCCUCCUCCAGGCCUUGUACGAGUACACGCAUGACCGGCCGGACGAGGCGUUUGCGUCGAUCGCGGGCUGCGCUCGCAUGGCUUAUACGCUUCGGAUGCAUCCCAGCGACGGUGGUAUCUGGCCGCAGGCUCCCGGGUCGCCAAUCUCCUCGCCAGCCACAGGCGAGAAUGAAGAGAGGGACCACUAUUUGCAGACCCAAGAGGCAGUAAACACAUGGUGGGCACUGGUAAUCUACGAGCGUGCGUUCUUCUGCGACGUGACAGUCCCGGAGCAGCCGCUUGUCACGGUGAUCCCAAGCGGAGAUGCCCCGCUCCCACGUGAGCCGACCGACGCCGAGGGUCCCGACUCGGCGCCGCGGGUGCCCGUCUCGCGCCUAGAAGCGCCCGACGUCGGGAGCUUCGGGCGCUCUGCACAGGCAGCCUGGCUGCUGGACCAGGCGCUCGCCGCGUUCCGGGACCCGGCCGUGGAGUCGCAGCUCGCGCGCCUGCGCGGCCUCGACACUACCAUCCAGGCCUUCCUUUGGACGCUGCUGCGCCAAUGCGGUGCGACGCGCGACAGGCUCUGCGAGGCCGUCGCUCUCACCCUUAGAGUCCUGUUCCUCCUCCACCAGCAUAUCCUCACCCGCCACUGCGCGUCCCUACCUCCGGCACCGCCCGAGCCGGACCCCGCGCCGUGGUCCCUCGCUGCCCUCGACGCCGCCGCCCACAUGACCCUCGACGUCGUCGUCGCGCACGCUACGGACCCAGCUCUAGCACCCCGCGCCAGCACCGCCCCAAGCUACCCGUACCUCGUGCGGGCGGCGCUCGCGCACGUGCGUACCCGCAAGGAUGCAGACGCGUGGGCGCGCACCGCGGAGGGUAAGCUCUGCGAGGCGCUGGACCGGUUCGAGGACACGUGA
Messenger RNA from Durotheca rogersii, 1515 nucleotides. RefSeq lists its product as uncharacterized. The record is from RefSeq and is a predicted model, not a curated record. Bases 1 to 1515 code for a protein of 504 amino acids. Lineage: Eukaryota; Fungi; Ascomycota; Sordariomycetes; Xylariales; Xylariaceae. Gene Ontology annotation, cellular component: nucleus. The transcript has 4 exons. Gene Ontology annotation, molecular function: RNA polymerase II cis-regulatory region sequence-specific DNA binding; zinc ion binding; DNA-binding transcription factor activity, RNA polymerase II-specific. Gene Ontology annotation, biological process: positive regulation of transcription from RNA polymerase II promoter by galactose.